Messenger RNA from Ornithodoros turicata, 12732 nucleotides. RefSeq lists its product as uncharacterized. The transcript has 10 exons. Gene Ontology annotation, biological process: regulation of DNA-templated transcription. NCBI's taxonomy places the organism in Eukaryota, Metazoa, Arthropoda, Arachnida, Ixodida, Argasidae. The record is from RefSeq and is a predicted model, not a curated record. The coding region runs from base 4912 to 12099 and encodes 2395 amino acids. Gene Ontology annotation, molecular function: transcription coregulator activity; transcription factor binding. Gene Ontology annotation, cellular component: nucleus.
ACUUUCUCCCGGUUGAGCAACGGACUGUGCUUUGGAAGCGCUUCGAAUCUGCCAUUGGAAUUCAACACACGUAUGUGAUGUACAUGGGAAAGUGUCAUGUUGUGUUCACAUAUGAGGGGGGAGGGGGGCAAUAUAGGUCGGCCGUGGAUUACUGAUUCUUCUUCAGUACUGCAAGAACCGAACAAGCAAGAAAGUGUUUGUAUCACAUUCUACAUGCAAGUUCUGAUAAGGCUAUAGCUCACGGACUCUUUUUACGAACCUCGUUGACCACGUGUGUGCCCUGUCUCCAACUGGGAUUACGUUGUACACAGUAUGUCAGACGUCACACAGAAGCGUUUCAACUUUCGCCUUGAUUACCCUGGCAGAGCGACGUCUUGAAUCUAAAAAGAAAGAAAAAUAAAUAAGUGUUACAAAUGUUGACAACACUUCUGCAGCUUAUUGUAUGGUAAAUAUAAGGCGCAAUACGCGUAUGUUGCACUCGAAUUGUAUACGGCAAGUUGUGUUUAUUUUUGUCUACGGCAUAACCUACCAAUCAUGACAACACGAACUCCAGGUAGACCAGAAUAAGUGCAGCAGAACCCUCAUGAAGAUUAUACACAACGAAAGUGUCCGGCACCUGUACGUUCUGUUAAACAUUUUAUCUGUGAGUAAGCAUAUGGCGCAUGGCGUUUUAUUGCGUUCCCAGGAGACGCAUGGUGCGCUAGUAUAUGUCUAAAAGAUGUCAAUGUAGACUUUGGGAUGUCUAUUAGACGUCUAACAAAGUAGCUCUAUUGCUCCGUAUGCGUUCCCUAGCCAUUCCCCAGCCCGGCUAGCAUUAGGCUAAAAUACAGCUACACUGCAUUUCGCUAAAAUACAGCUAAUAGCCGGAUAAUUGUACCAUUGACUUAGACCUUUUUUUAGACUGAAUGUCUAAAAUGGGACAAUACAUAUAUUUAUUUAUUUAUUUCCAUACCCUCAGGGCCAUGAGGCACUGAAGAGGGGAGGGGCAGUACAACAUUGGGAAACAAAUCGAAACAAAAAAAAAGGACAACAUGGAACAAGUCUCAGUCUCUGUAGAGAUAAUGACACAUAAAAUAGCACAAAAAGGUUAGUCAUCAAAGUAUAUCAGAUAAGGUGUCCCUGAAGGUGGGCGAGUCCUGGAUGGAAGCAACAGUACGAGGCAACCUGUUCCAUUCCAACGCGGUGCGAACAAAGAAGGAGUUAGAGAAGGCAUUAGUACAUGCAUGCGGAAUGCGUACUUUACGAAAAUGGUCAAUGCGGUGCGAAGUGUAAGUGGCAGAUGAAAUGUAUGAGGAGAGAAUGGGAUCGUUAUGAUAGAAUACCUUAUGGAAAAGUGACAAACGAGCAUUCUUGCGACGAGACGCUAACAAGGGUAGACCCAGAAACCUUUUCAUGGUACUGACACUUGAUGUACGAUGGUAGUUUGAGAGUAUAAAGCGGCUGGCUCGGUUUUGUAUCGAUUCUAACAUAUUGAUGAGGUUAUCUGUUCCAGGAUCCCAUACCGAUGAUGCGUACUCUAAUUUUGGUCGCACGAGAGACCUAUAUAGCUGUAGCUUAACCUUGGACGGGGCCAUGUAGAAUGAGCGUCUGAUGAAGCCAAGAGAACAGUUAGCUGAAUUACAAAUAUGCGUGAUAUGGGACUUCCAAGAGAGGUCAGAUGAGACAUGAACACGAGAUACUUAUAUUCAGUUACUUGAUCGAGAGGGACAUCGUUAAUUUUAUAUGAAAACGCGGGUGGCUGACUACGUGAGCGCGAGAUUCUUAAACAUUUACAUUUCUUAAUAUUCAUUUCCAUGCACCAAGCUGAGCACCAGUCAAGAACGGAGUCUAGAUCUGACUGCAGAAUAUGAAGGUCAGAGGGGUUAGUUAUGGCUCGAUAGAUUACACAGUCGUCGGCAUAAAGCCGAAUGGAAGACCUGACGCACCCAGGUAAAUCAUUAAUGUAUAUGAGAAAAAGUAGCGGGCCCAAGACGGAACCCUGGGGGACGCCGGAUGAUACAGGGAUUAGGGCAGAGGUGACAUUGUUUACUGUGACAAAUUGUGACCGCCCAAUAAGGAAAGACUGAAUCCAGGACAAUACAUUAGGGUCAAUAUUUAGUAAGGAUAAUUUUAAAAGCAACAGAUUAUGGGGGACCUUAUCGAAUGCUUUGCUGAAGUCAAGAAAUAUACAAUCAACAUCAGUUCCUCUGUCCGAAAGGAGAUGGAUGUCAUGAAUGAAAGAUACCAACUGAGUCUCACAAGAAAAAUGUUUACGAAAACCAUGUUGAUAAGGACAAAAGAAAGAGUUUGAUUCAAGGUGAUGGACUAGAUGACUGCAGAUGAUAUGUUCCAAUAUCUUGCACGGUAUACUCGUUAGUGAUAUGGGACGGUAGUUAGCAGCAGUGCAUUUGUUGCCUGAUUUAUAAGUAGGGAUGACCUUUCCGAUUUUCCACGCAUCCGGGAGCUCGCCCACCCCCAGCGACUGUUCAAAGAGUUUAGUAAGCAUGAAAUAACAAAAAAUACGGAAGCGUUGACUGUUUCUGUUACACAAAGCGCUUUAUUUUUCGGGGAUAGAUAUUCCCAAAUCACAAACUGUAGUUUCACAGUAGAACAACGGUAUAUUGGCUGCACAGGCACACACAUUCGCAGAUCCAGCAUGACAUCGAGCAUGUCUAUAUCCCUUUGCUGCUUGUGUAGGCGUUUGUUUGACCCGUCACAAAGGAACUUGUGCAGCUUGUAUGCCGAAAGAUGAUGCUCCAACCACUCAGAGUGGCUGAUCCAUUGUACUGCAUCCAUGCAGAUGCUCUUCUGAAGCAGAUAUGUAUUGAGUUGCUUAUACAUAAGCAAGAAAGAUAGGGACCAGAAACAUGAAAACCAAAAAUUCUGAAUGCCAAAAUGCUGCCUAUAUGCCGCAGGUGUGGUACUAUGCCAUGCUAAGCGGCAGAGUGGAAUGCCAAUUAACUUGCGAGUAUAGGUAGCGGAAAAAAAGCAGUAUUGGUCCUUCUUGAACCGUUGUCGCAUCAAGCAAGCGAAGCAGACCUUCCUUCCACUUAUCUAUUACUGAAUUGACUCGUAGAAUUUUCCAGAAGGCACCGAGUUUUUCGGAGUUGGUAUCGACAACAUGUCAGGGGAAGGACACUAAAAACCAUCCAAAGCCUUACCGGCAUAGAUGCUUUGCUUGCGUCCUAGCUGCAAACACCACAUUUGGAAACUUCAAGACAAGUUGCUCCGGCUCCGGCGACACAGCGUCACAGGCUUGAGAGUGCCGAGAAAAGUUCAUAAUUUCAAACCGACCAAUGAGCGCUCGCAUACCGGGGGAGCGGCCACAGGAGCCAAUGGGCUGGUGACAGUUGAGAAGUCGCGCUUCGACGUAAGCAUUCUGACGUUUCAUGACGUUUGAUGAUGCGGAAAUCCCGCAGCGCCUCACUUUAGUUCGCAACGGAACUCGCGAGUUUCGUGCCCUUGGUUGCGCUACAGCGUUUCCAAACUGGCGCACCGAGGGCCGAGGGCUUCUUCGCAUUUUGCAACACAUUGCAACACACUUAUGCAGUUGUAUUUUAUUUUGCGUGCUUCUAACGAUCUUUAACUUUGUAUAGACUAGGUUGCUCAUGGGGUCAGCGCAAAUAAAAAUUGAAUUUAAUCACGUUGAACCUCACGGUUGCAAGGCACACGGUUUGUAGUCGCUCUGUCAUGACAGCAGCAGAAAAAAACUACUUUUUCUACUUUUUUCUACUUUUUACUAAUUUUUCGCAGAGCACAGAGGCAACGCUCUGUUAUAUCUUCUGUAAAAACGGUUGCAUAAAUUUGUGAUGCAAGUCUAAAUGUGGCCAACAUGUGAGCCCCUUUUAGACGUCUAACGGUAGACGGCUACUGCGAAAUAUCUCGGCCAUGUCUCGUUGACCACCCCUUCUUAGACGACUAAAUAAUGUAUAGCGGUAUGGACGGCUUCGAAACGUCUAAAUUUAUCGGUAUCCCUAAAGUCUCAAGUUAGCGCAUUUUUAGACGCAUACUAGCUCACCACGCGUUACCUGAGUACGCAUAAAUUACUACGUAACCAGGUUUUUAUGCCACACAUCAACAUCGUUUACUAAACUGCAUCUUUUCUCAGCCCCAACCUGCAGAACAAACUAUAUUGAUAUUCUCUCUAUUUACUUCUCAUCGAAACUAUGGAGUUCUCUACCCGAAAAUACAAGAAACACAGCUGCAUUUUCUUCCUUCCAACUGGUAUGUCGUCAACCGGUUGAGCAACAGUCGUAAUGCCCGUUCAACUCAAGUAGAAUUAGCGGCAGCUAAAGUCUGCAACAAUGCCGAUGUGCUGUGUGGCUUCAACAUUUGGAAUCAACCACCGAAGCUGUCUCUCCGACACCCUUUUCUUCUCUGCGGUUAUCACGGUAGUCAAGGCAAGUGUCUCUGCAUUUCCUGGCGUGUCGCAACUGCCUGAGGUUCAAGCGCUCCUGGCAUUGGAGGCAUUAUCUUUACGUGCGCUUGAUGGAAUUGUAUAGAAAGGCCAUCGCGAUGUAGUGGAAUCCUCGCAGCCCACGUAACAAGUUCUUUCUCAUAGCUAUAUGCGAACAUUGCAUGGAUGCUGCACAUCGUGUUAAUGGUUAUACAAUCUAGCGAUCUCACCAAUGCUCUGAGAGCAGAACAGCGUUAUACUUUCGUAAUGACCUCGUUGCUGCACUCGUCCCUUUGGGAAGGGAUGGGAGGGGGGUACUUUUGGUAUACGCAAUUCCAUUUUUCAGCGCGGCUACUGCUUUCUCUUCCUUGUAUUUAGGACACUUUUAGUUCUCAUAGCCUAGCAGCUGAUGUCUUCAUCGUUACCAUAUGCGCUAUGUUGUGUCGUAGACUUUACUUUACCUCGAACGACCAUUCACUCACGAAGUUUUCCCACAUCUAAAUCACCCACUAAGACUGACUAAUUUUUCAGUGAGGAUGACGUCCAUUCCAGCAGAAGAAUCAGAGAGGGGGGAGCUUCACGAAUUCCUUCGAGGAGCCCACCUUCUCUGCUACUAUGACAAAUUCAAAGAGAUAGUCGCAGACAGCGUGCAGCGGCUUUAUGACUUAACGGAAGAAGGCCUGAAAGAAGUCAUCGACGGAGUCGGCAUGGCCGGGAAGCCCCUUCACGUGAAAAGAUUCAAGGAUGCGCUCAAACGGCGGCUAAGCAGUGCAGCAAUAGCGACAUCCGUUCCUGCAAACGAAACAGAGCGUGAACUCCACGAGUUUCUUCGACGAGCGAAUCUACUCUCCUACUACAACAAGUUUAUCGAGAUUGGCGGAGACAGUGUGCAGCAGUUGUUCGACUCAACGGAAGAAGAGUUCCAGGAGUUCAUGGAUCUUGUUGCCAUGGCCGGAGAUCAAGUUCAGGAGAUGAGAUUGAAGAAAGCCCUGGAACUGUGGACAGGACGCGAUGUCUCAAAGAUGUCCAUUACGGCAAAGGAGACAGAAGGGGAACUUCACCAACUACUUCGACAAGCGGAUUUGCUUUCCUACCACGAGAAGUUCAUCGAGAUAGGCAGGGAGAAAGUGCAGGAGCUUCACGACCACCGAGAAUUCCAGGAGGCCACAGACCGGGUAGGCAUGACCAGAAAGCCGCUUCACGUGAAGAGGUUCAAGAAUGCACUGGAACGAUGGAAAAAUGAUGCAGGCGCAACGCCGUAUGCUCCGCUAAACGAAUCACAACGUGAGCUUCACGACCUCCUUGAACGGGCGAAGCUUCUCUCCUACUACGGCAGGUUCAUCGAAAUAGGCGGGGACAAUGUGUACCAGCUUUACUACUCCACGAAAGAAGACUCUCAAGAUGUUGUCCGCCAGGUAGGGAUGGCCAGGAAGCGCUUUCACGUGAACCGAUUCAAGAGAGCACUGGAACAGUGGGUACAGCAUGCAGGUACAUGCGAUUCUGGCACACCCGCGCAGAAGUCAGCGCAAGACGACCACUCAAUAGCGGUGGAGAAAUCUCCUGAGACUGAGAAUAUCAGGACUGAGAUGCAUCGUUCCAUUGACAGGAGAGAUGUGGACCGAGUGACAGAGUGUCUGCAAGCAGAACCGCGACUGAAGAUGUGGCUUCAUCCAGAGACAAAAGAGUCAGCUAUGCAUCGAGCAGUGGAGAAUAACGCGUUUCAGAUCUAUGCGUUGCUGCUGUCGCAGAAGUGCAAAUUCAAGAGCACUGCCGAAAGCGAUUGUCUUUGCUGUUUGAAUCCGCUCCAUAUAUCCGAACUCGAGCGACAAGAAAAUUUCGCAAUCGAACCCACAGGAUCUCAUAUCAAGUACCUCAAGAGCAAGUCGAAGAGCAUAGCCGAUUGUGACGGAUUUGACGAUAUUCUGGACAACUUGUAUCGUGCCCUCGACAGCAUUGAUUUACUCAAGCCUGUUUUGAAAGUAGCUUCAAGGGCCCCUUAUUUGAGUAUUCGCUUCGACUUUGAGCAAAAGCAUGUCCAGUGCAUGGCAGGCGGCUUAAAAGAUGUCCUUGGCUUAACUCGUCAAGAAAAACAAAUCGUCUAUAUCGGAGCCAAUGAACUUGAACCAUCAGGCGCCUCGAAAGAUCGCGCGAAGGAAGUCGCAGGGACACUAAUCCACGAACUGUGUCAUUUGGCUGUUUUUCUUGUAUACGGAAAUGAAGGAAAGCCGUACCGGAGCACGGAUACAGUGAGCAGAGAGCGCUACGCAGACAUCGUCAACGAUGUCAGAGGAAGAAAGGGCGACUUACAUAAAAUCUUACAAUUGGCACUUCAUGAGAAUGUCGAAGAAGAAUUAAUAGUUCGAAUACCCCAUAUUCUUGCUCUUCUUCCUGCUGAAGCCAACACUGUUCUGGAGCAGCAAGUCCAGAAGCUCUACGAAUUCUACAAGGACAAGGUCGUCGAAGAUAUGAAGCAGUGCAUACGAAACGGCUGUCCCAUAAAGGACAUUGAGAUCAUCAAGGAAGAAAAUGGAAGAUUAGGGAAGGCAUCCUCGACGGAGCAACUUGGAAUAGAAUUUGAGGCGGGCCUUGAUGAGUCUAUUCUACAACGCGAGCCGCUCCUUAUCCUUAUAGCAUCAAAUAUAACUUUGCUCGAGGUAAUGGUGAACGACCUCCUGAGAUGUGCAACAGUUUCGUACCUAUUUCUCGAGGCAUCGCGUUUGGGGGAGAGAACGAAGGACGUACUACGCCUGAAUAAGUGCGAAGUUUUGCUUGUACCGUGUGACAGCAAAGGUGACCUCAGGAGGAUUCUCCAAUUCUGGGAAGAGCUGCAUGACGUCACUGGCACGAAAAUAAUUCUGCUGACGUCAGAGGGCAACCUGGAGCACUGUUUCCAAGAAGUUGAAAAGACCUCAUCACAUGACAGCAAACUUUACAUUGACGUUAUACACAGCGCCACUUUUGAGAACGUCACUUCCAAGUGCAAGAGUGAUGUUAUUCGGAAUUCACAGAUAGCUCUUCAGUCUUCGAACGCACAGACAUACAUUCAUCGCAUUCUGGAUAUCGAUAGCUUCCUGAAAAUUUGUCAGGAGGACACGUUUCUGACACUCUGCAGGGAAAAAGUCUUAUUUUUAGGGCCGCGACUACAAGAACUUCCCAAAAAUAUAAGUGAGUGCUACAUUGAGCAAAAGUGUGGAAAGUCUGUUGAAGUUGACUUGCACAAGAUCACAGGUCGUUGUCAGGACGACGCUUUCGCUGUCUUCGGCUGUUCCAAGGAAAAUCUCCACUCAUUUCUACCUGCGGGUCUUACUGUGAAACGAAUGAGCGACUUGGACAAGUUCCAACAAAUUGUAAUUCUGGAGAGUGACCGUGAAUACGAUCUCCUUGUUGAGCAUGAACACUACACGGGGAGGACAAUCCACCUCCUAGAAUUUCAGGAACAACGGUUUAUAUGGAAAAAAUCAAACGGUGCUGUAAGCCACCUUCCCAUGACCGGGGAAGAAAUUUACUCCGCGAAUUCCCUGCUUAAAACAAAUGAAAAAGUCAUCCUUGUGUCUGGAGACCCAGGAAUGGGGAAAACCGUCCUGGCAACGCAACUUUGCAGAGAAAUCAAGAAAGCGGACAAGAAAGCAUGGGUACUUUACGUCAGUAAUUACCCGAACACGCAAGAAGCGAUUGAAAUGUUUAAUAAAGGAACUGGUGGCAUCAACUUCAAGCAAUUCGCGAAGUUAUGUUGCGUGAAGACAAGCGGAGAAGAGUUUCAACUGUUCCAACAAAGUGUCACUAAAGGAAGUCCGUUUAACGUCUGGGUCAUUUUCGACGCCCUUGACGAAAUUCAUGAGGCAAGUAGGAAAACGAUUAUUGAUUUCACGAAGCUUUUGGCGCAAGCAAGACUAUUUAAGGUAUUGCUUUUCACACGCACUAUCUGUAGAAAUCCUACUGAAGACGAAAUGCACUCGGUAGCUUUCCGUAUGAUUCCGUUCUCCGGCGAAGAUCAAGCUCAGUUUCAGAACAAAUAUGAGAAAUACGCUCGUCAAAUACAACCAUCUGUGCCGAACAUAAUGAUCGAUGACAAGACUUCCCAAGGGAUCCUUUAUCACGUUAGGGCAAAAGCUGACUACCUUUUAGGAAAUCCUCUCAUUCUCAAGAUGGUGACUGAGGUGGAGCAAGGAAUAGCUUCUGACUCCGAUUACUGCGAAUUGGUGCAGCGUACGUGCAGCUGCCGUGAUUGCUAUACCCCUCUGUUGGUGUACAGAUUGUUCAUCGAGUACACAUACCUGCGGUAUCGCAAAGAAAAAAAGUGUGAAGAUAUAACAAAAGACGCAAACAAAGUUGAUGACGAGAGGUUGAAGAAGAUAUUUUACCACGAUCACGAGCUCCUAGCACUGAAGGCUGUUCUUUCCAAGGACGAUCUCACGAGACUUCUAAGUGAAAGUGAAAGCAGUCUCCUGGAAGACAGAGGGCGACUAACGAUGGAGGUCAAAGAGAACAAGCAAAAACACGGCCUAAUACAGGAGCUGAGGAAUGGUCUCCCACGUUUUGUGCACCACAUCUUCGCCGAGUUUUUCGCAGCAUAUUCGAUCUUCAAGAGGGUAAAACAGGCGAAUGAUAAAGGGGACGAAGACGUGGAACUCAUCGUUUCCGGCAUGUACGGUGAUUCUACCCAUGACGGCAUGUUGACCUUCUUGGAUGGAUUCGCAGCGGAGGGACACGCAGUGCAUUGCAGUAUUAUGAAUAACGACAUUGAAAAUCUUAAAGCAUCUGCACCAAAUUGGUCCCAUCUAGACGAUAUCGAGAGAACACCUCUCCAUGUCGCUGCGCUGCAUGCUAAUCAAGAUAUCUUAAAGCUUCUUGCUUUUAACGAAGUGCUAACACAGAGAGAUAUGCUGGGGAUGACACCUCUCAGGUAUGCUGACCAGAUGCGUUCAUGGGAAACACUAGACAUCUUCUGUGCUCGUAUUGGUACUUCUGCUACGAACUGGUCUGAUGAAAUUCCAACAGCGGCCAGCAACAUUACGACUGAAACCGAGCUUUCGAGAUCAGUUUUAAUGAUCGUAAUCGGCAAGCGUCUUAAGGGGCUUUUAUCUGUGCUGCUUAAAAUGUUUUGCAAAAAUAAGAUGUGCCCUACCGAGACUUGCCCCAAGAGAGAGAUUCAACAUUCCACAAAAAACGUGCGCCCUUCAGCAGCCACCGUACAUAUCCCGAUGGAUAUUGAUCGCAUUAGGGAUAAGGAGCAGCGUACCCCCUUGCAUGUCGCUGUCAGGGUUGGCGAACUUGAUAUUGUCGAGGUACUUCUGCCGUAUUCCUCACUAAACGUACGCGACAUUUAUGGCAUGACUGUGUUUCAGAGUUGCGCUUAUGUCGGUCAUACAAACGUCCUGAGGCAUCUACUUCCUCUAGCGUCAGCCCAUGAUUGGUACGUAUCUGACAACACGGUUUCAGAACAAAAGUGGGCAGCUUUAUACGUAGGGAAUCCUGAUGCUGCAGAACUUCUAAUCCCUCAUUUCUUGACCCGAACAUCUAUUAAAGAGGGCCUGUUGUAUGAGAAUGUUGUUUCAGGGAACGAUGGAGUGACGAAGGCUAUUCUUCCUCACACUGAUGCAAGUGGUCGUUAUAUGCCCUACGGCAGACCGACUUUCCAAGCAUGCGUUGGCUGUGCUGACAUAGAUGUCGUGAGACUAAUGCUUCCUUACACUGACUUGGAUGGAAGUGACGAACGUGGUACAACUACGCUUCGCAUAACUGCUGACGACAUAGUUUCAUGGGACAGACAUCGAACGUGUGAUGUUGACAUCGCGAAACUGCUAAUUCUUUAUUGUGACAUCGACUUUCUUGACAUGGACGGCAAGACGGCUCUGAGGAUGUGUAUAAAGUGUAAAGACAACUUUCCCGUUUUUAAGCAAGUGCUUCUUUACAUGUUAGUCACGUGUCGUUCUAUAAGUCAAGUAAUGUCAGUCCAUUAUGUUGCAAAAGCAGGAGAGGAGGAUAUCUUAAACUCUCUUAUCCCUUACACUCGGAUUAACGCUCACGAUGAGAAUGAAAGUACGCCACUCGCUCAUUGCUGCUCUCAUGGAUACUUGAGAGCGGCGAAGCUGCUGCUUCCCCUUACAGCAGCCGAUUUCGGCUCAUUGAUGAUGGCCAGGUCAUUAAUUUUAGGGAUGUCGGCAUGGGAAUAUGGCAUUGUUGAGUUGCUGCUCCCGCAUUCCUUGAAACGUAGCGUUUAUGGUACGUUGGCUUUUUACAUCGCAUCAUGGUAUAAAAUUCUGACGGAAUUUAGUCAGACCCACGGUCAAGCCAGCCUUUAUAAAGCAGUGACGGCUAAGAGCGUUACAGAGAUCGAGAAUGUGUGGGAUUUCUUGACGGACUCUCCUGAUGUGUGGGUUCGGAGAAAGAUGGCUGCUACGGUGAAGCAAGCAAUCACGGCUGCGACGAAAAUGUUUCUGCCCCAUGUUGAUGUAAACGUUCGUACAACCGAGAAAAUGACGAUGUGGCUUGAAAGUGUAUGUCAAGGUCACUGGCCACUGGUGCAGAUCUUUCUGCCUUACACAGAAACGCGUGAUAGCGACAUCAGUCAGAACACGCCGUUAGUGUUGAGUGCUAUGGAAAUGUCAAGUGCCAUUAGAGAAUCAUCGGAGGCAGAAGAUAAACGAAAUGUGAAAAUGAACAAUGAAGGGAUCCAAAUAUUAAAGCUGCUGAUCCUGCACUCUGAUUUCGGUGGAUGGGACGCAGAUCGGGCUCUGCCACAAGGAGGGAGCGUCGUCAAUCUUCACUUAAUGAAGUCUCUCUGCUCGCAUUCAUCUGUGAAUAAGCUCGUAUUUCCUCAUUCGCCACCCGCUUCUCGUAGUAUAAGCGUAGCAGAGUUCAUCGAGUGCCUUGCAAGCAUUGAAGAGCAGGGUGUUCUAGACUAUGUGAUCACUUGCACUCGUAUUAAUGCUCGGGAUGAAAAUGGAUACACGCCGCUCGAUCACUGCUGCUCUCAUGGAUACUCGAGAGUGGCGAAGCUGCUGCUUCCCCUUACAGUAGUUCAUGUUGUCUCACCCCCUGUGGUCCUGCCAUGGAUCUCAUGUAAACUUGCAGGGGCAUAUGACAUUGUUAAGUUGCUCCUCCCGCACUCCUUGAAACGUAGCCUUUGCAGUACGUUGGCUAAAGGCAUCGGAGCACUGUAUGAAAGUUUGAUGAAAUUGCGGCAUCUUCUUGCUCAAGCCAGCCUUAGGGAGUGUGUGAGUGACGAAGAUAUCGCGGUAUUGUGGAAUAUGCUUCUGCUACAUAUUCAUGUAACCAUACAGACAUGGGCCGCUGCUGUGACGAAAUUGUUUCUGCCCCAUGUUGACCUGAACUUUCGUACAACAAUGGAAUCGACGCUGUGGCUUCAAAGUGUGUACCGAGGUCACUGGGCAACGGUGCGGCUCUUUCUGCCUUACGCAGAAACACGUGAUAGCGACAUCAGUCAGAACAAGUCGUUACUGCUGAGUGCUUCCAAGGUGUCAAGUGCCACCUCAGAGUCAUCGCAGGCAGAAAAUAAACGGAAUGUCGAAAUGAACUUCGAAGAUAAGAAAGUAUUAAAGCUGCUUAUCCUCCACUCGAACUCCGGCACACUGCGUGCAGAUCGGGUUCUGCCACACGACGGGAGCGCCAUCAACAUUGAGGCGAUGAAGAUGUUACGCCCGCAUAUAUCGAUGUCUCGAUUUGCUCCCUGGAGGAAAAGACUGCCAUGCAUAACCCUAUAAUGCUGGGAACUUUGACCAUUUGAAAACCGUGCAGCGCCAUUCAUUGGUCAAUGCUGUUUACGCGCGCCUUGUCUGUCUUUGUCGUACCGGUGGUGGUAGCGUCAUAAAACGUGGCGAUCUGCCGCACCAGGCUGGCAAAUGAUCGUCUUCCUCUAUUGGAGCUCACAUCUGCUCGUGAAACUAAAUAAGCUUUAUAGUACUGUGGUGCCAUUCUUGGGUGCUACCGUUUCUUGUGGUAUCAUCUUUACUUCUCCGAUGUCCUGCACCAUUUUCCUGCUUAUUAAUGUGACAUCUUGCAGCGGAUGUUAAUGUGUCCAACGCGAUCUCUGUUGUGUUGCUUGCAAAUUAUUUAGCAACAACCUGAAUAAACCACGCUCUUGGUCCUAACAACGUUUAAUUACUGAUGGCAUAACCCUUGCUGGUGAAACAGCGCCUGAAUGGAGCCAGAUUCACGAGAUCAUAGCGUUUAACCAUCUCGCAGUGUGAUAUCAGCAGUACGAAUAUAGAAUUCAUAAUAUUAUAAUAACAUCAUAAUAAUGAUCUGUAACUAUAUCACGAUGAUAUUUGGGUUGUAUGUAUCGAGACCGUAAGUCUAUCAUGUGCAUUUUUCGGCAAUAAACAUUGUUAGCCAUG